Molecule: messenger RNA, 2339 nt
Organism: Acanthopagrus latus (yellowfin seabream)
Lineage: Eukaryota; Metazoa; Chordata; Actinopteri; Spariformes; Sparidae
Product: tripartite motif-containing protein 35-like
Exons: 1
Coding region: 275-1678 (467 amino acids)
Molecular function (GO): zinc ion binding; protein binding
Source: RefSeq, a predicted model, not a curated record
UAUAUCUUAUCCUUCCUUGUUCUGAGAGGAGACACAUACUGCGAGACACGCUGUAAGAUUCAUACCAAAACCACCACGUCUACUGAGAGAAGAUAGCUGCAGGAAGGGACCACUGGAUUUACUGGAAUACUGACUACUUGCACUUCAACCUGCUGCUGAUUUUACGUAAGAAACUGAAUGAGCCAAAACUAAAAGUGAAAGUAACUUUCAAGAACGUUCUACAGAGAAAACUUCCCUGUCUGCUUGCUGCAUUUUCAGUUAAACUCAGAUAUAAAUGUCUUUGAGAUCAGAGGACAAUCUCUCCUGUCCUAUUUGCCAUGACAUUUUCAAAGAUCCUGUUGUCUUGUCAUGUAGCCACAGCUUCUGUAAGGACUGUCUGCAGAAGUGGUGGAGGGGGAAAAAACCAUUUGAGUGUCCAUGCUGUAAGACAAGACACUCAAGGAGUGAUGCACCUCGUAACCUGGUACUGAAGAACCUGUGUGAGGCCUUCUUACAGGAGAGGGAACAGAGAGCAUCAGCUGGGUCUGAGGCUGUCUGCAGUCAGCACUCUGAGAAACUCAAACUCUUCUGUCUGGACCAUCAGCAGCCAGUGUGUGUCGUCUGUCGAGACUCAAAAACACACAACAACCACAAAUUCAGACCAAUCGAUGAAGCUGCACAGGAUCACAAAGAGGAGCUCCAGAAAACCCUGAAGCCCUUACAGGACAAACUGAAGCGCUUUGAACAAGUUAAAGGAGACUUUGUUCAAACAGCAGAAUACAUCCAAGUCCAGGCUAAACACACAGAGAGUAAAAUUAAAGAGCAGUUUAAGAAGCUUCAUCAGUUUCUACAAGAGGAAGAGGAGGCCAGGAUCACUGCUCUGAGGGAGGAAGAGAAGCAGAAGAGUCAGAUGAUGAAGGAGCAAACUGAGGCAUUGAGCAGAGAGAUAGCAGCUCUGUCAGACACAAUCAAAGCCACAGAGAAGGAACUGAGAGCUGAAGACGUCUCAUUCCUGCAGAACUACAAGGCUGCAGUGAAGAGAGUCCAGCAGCGCCCCCUGCUGGAUGAUCCACAGCUGGACUCAGGAGCUCUGAUAGACGUGGCCAAACACCUGGGCAACCUGACCUUCAACAUCUGGAACAAGAUGAAGAAGAUGGUCUCCUACACUCCUGUGAUUCUGGAUCCAAACACAGCAGACCCAGAACUCAUCGUGUCUGAAGAUCUCACCAGUGUGAGAUCUGGAGAAAAAAAGCUGCUUCCAAAAAACCAGAAGAGGACCAAAUUCCCCUGCUGCGUCCACAGCUCUUCAGGCUUUAUUUCAGGGAUUCACAGCUGGGACGUUGAGGUUGGAGAUAACAAGGACUGGGAAGUGGGAAUGCUGGCAGAGUCCAUCAUGAUUAACGGACGCCUACAGUCUGGAUUGUGGAGAAUUAUGUUUUCUCACGGUAAAUUCACUGCAUUCUCCAAUUCAGAUCACGAGAAAGAUUUGCCCGUGAUGAAGAAGCUCCAGAAGAUCAGAGUUAAUAUGGACUUUGACAAAGGAAAGUUGUCAUUCUCUGAUCUUGAUACAAACACACACAUACACACAUUCACACACUCCUUCACUGGCAUCCUGUUUCCAUAUAUUUACACUGAGAAUCAGGUACCCCUGAAGAUUUUACCAGUGAAAGUCUCUGUGAGGGUGGAAAAGCACAAGUAGAGAUUAUUAUGAUAGAAAGUAAUGCUGUCACAGGCUUGACUUUGAUUAAUAUCUUUGGUUGUUACCCUAUAAGUGAGUUUUUCCCCCUCAAAAAAAAAAAAGAAUAUUAAUGAAAUGUUUUAUACGUGAAUAUAUAAGUGAAUGUAUGUACUUUCUCUCCUUAACAAAUCUGCUAUUUUUGAAAUUUUGACUUGGAAGAUUAUGGGAUGACUGGGGCUUACGAUGUUGACAACACUUUGGUGAAAUGAAUUAGCUGAUAAAUUUAUUACAUUUAAGAUGGUGGCAGGUAGUGGAGGAUUAUGAUCAAAUUGUAGACAUUCUAUAAUAUGUUCAGUGGUGAUGAUGGUGCGGAAGCUGGGGUGUUUUUACAAAUAUCACAAGACUGUAUGUUUACUUUCUUAUGUGAUGCAAUUCCUUUUGAAGCAGGAUGUUGUGCCGGGACAAAUCACUGUUACUGGAAUAUCAGUUCAUAAGAGAAAUGAGAGGUUUCAUUUAACAGACAGGCAGAAAGGUGGCAUUUAUUAAUGUUAAUAGUAGCGAUGACAGCAAAACUAAUCAAAUGAAAAUGUUCUGUGGCACAUUGUGCAGGUUUUUUAUGUGGUUUCUCUCUUUUUUCUUCUUUGGAUCAUUCUGAUUGUGGGGACCAAUAAAAGUUAAAACA